This is a messenger RNA of Amborella trichopoda, 1341 nucleotides long. It is a transcript of the gene EMB506, whose product is annotated as Ankyrin repeat family protein. The record is from RefSeq and is a predicted model, not a curated record. NCBI's taxonomy places the organism in Eukaryota, Viridiplantae, Streptophyta, Magnoliopsida, Amborellales, Amborellaceae. Gene Ontology annotation, molecular function: protein binding.
CACAUUCCCAUAAAAAUAUUACAAUUGUAGCAUAUUCGGAUUUGAAAAGUGGAGCAAAAGUAUCAAAAUGGCAUGAUCGUUGAGCUGUUGGCGAUGGAAGUAAUUGGAGAAUGAUGUGGUUCGUCGCAGGGCGCGCACCCUCCCUCCCUUUCCAUAUCCAAGCCCUGCCACCAUCUCCCUUCUGUUUUCCCCCAUUGCCUCUUCCUUCUACUUUUCUCAAAAUCCCUCGUCCUCCUCUCUGCUGCGGCUCUUCCAGCUGUCGAGUAUCAGCAAUGGCCAGAAGAGGAAGAUAUGACGAUCCAAUUGAAUCAUCAGAAGGGGAGUGGGAGGAGCCUGAUUAUGAUGGUGAGUGGACUGCCUCUGAUUCUGAAGAAGUUGAAGAAGAAGAAGAUGACCAUGCUACUCAUUCCAUUGAUACUUCUUCUUCUUUCAUGCGUCUCCGAACACAGGAGAUGGAGUACCGGAAUCUUGUUAAACAGGUGGAGCAAUUAUUGGAACCUGAAGAAAUUGCUAUUUUGCAGAACAAUGAGGCUCCUGUUCUCAAUAAAAUAUCAACGCCAAAAUGGAGCCCCAUUCAUACUCUUGCAGCAUCUGGGCAAAUAGCUUUCAUGGACAAGUUACUGGAACUUGAUGAUGCCUCCGUUGAUGCUGUUGAUAAGGAUGGUUUUACUGCUCUUCACAAGGCAGUUAUAGCAAAAAAAGAGGCGGUUAUUAGUCAUCUUCUCAGGGCUGGUGCAAAUCCUCAUGUAAGAGAUGAGGAUGGUGCUACAUUGUUACACUAUGCGGUUCAAGUUGGUGCCAUGCAGACCGUUAAACUACUGAUCAAAUAUAAGGUUGACAUAAACAUUGCGGAUGAUGAUGGCUGGACACCUCUACAUGUUGCAAUCCAAAGUCGGUGUAGGGAUAUAGCCAAAGUACUAUUGGUCAAUGGAGCCGAUAAGACAAGGAGAACCAAGGAUGGAAAGACAGCUCUGGAUCUUAGUUUAUGCUAUGGGAGGGAGUUCAAGUCAUAUGAACUAGCCAAGCUGCUUAAGCUUGUUCCUGCAGAUGGUGUAAACAGGGAUCCUUAAGUCCUGACAUUGCAAUCAGGAUUUGUUCAUUCUUUAUAGCUAUUGUUUAUGCAAUUUUUCUUUCUCUGUUUUCACCUUCACGUGGCUAAGUUUUGAGGUUGCAUGCUUGUUUUUGGUUGAAUUUGCCAAUUACUUUUCAGCUAUUCCUUCAUUGUUCUUUGAUAGACUGCAAUAUGGUUAGUUAUAUUUCUUAGUUGAACAUGAGAAUUCAUUUGCGAGUGUGAUAUGUGAUUUAUAUGUAUGAAAAGAUACAGGGAUGUGCUUUUUUUGU